Molecule: messenger RNA, 868 nt
Organism: Ochotona princeps (American pika)
Lineage: Eukaryota; Metazoa; Chordata; Mammalia; Lagomorpha; Ochotonidae
Gene: LRRC72
Product: leucine rich repeat containing 72
Exons: 8
Coding region: 488-808 (106 amino acids)
Source: RefSeq, a predicted model, not a curated record
GAGCCGGUGGCCCGGCCAAGUUAGUCCUGGAGCCAGGCGGCUUCCUUGCAUCCAUGCCGCGGGGACGCCCAACCCUCCAGCCCUUGCUUUCCCAGGUUCCUGCCUGCAAAAGGAGUCCUUGGUCCCCCUGCACAGCAGUCACCAGGCAGUGGAAGAUCAGCUAAAGAUAUGUGGCUACAGGAGGGACGCUGAUGUCUUUGAGCUCUUCCUUUCUCAAAAGGAACUGACAGAGGUCAUUGAUCUUUCUAGGUUUAAAAAUUUAAAAUACUUAUGGCUUCAUCACAACAAGCUCCAGGGGAUAGCAUUUCUUACUAGAAACUAUUGUCUGACAGAGCUGUAUCUGAACAACAAUGCCAUCUUUGAGAUAGAAGGUCUGUACCAAAACCCUCUGUGUCAAUAUAACCUGUACCGUUUGUACAUCAUAUACCAUCUUCCAAGGGUGGAACUGCUGGACCGAAAAUAUGUCACAGAAAAAGAAAGAAGGUCCAUGAUUGCCAUUUUUGACCACAAAAAGGCUCAUGUCAUUCAAUCAAUAGCAUUUAGAGGGAAAGUCGACAGCUCGUGGAAUCCUAACCUACCCUUCAAGCAAAAGAGAACCCGGCGGCUACCUUCAGAUUUUGCAUUUGCUGAUAACGUGGACAAAACCAUGUUUGAGGACCCUGAAGACGCUGUGUUUGUGAGGGGCUUGAAGCGGUCGGUCAUGACUCUGAGCUCCAUGAACUGGGACACGGUUCCAACGCGAGAGGAGAAGUACCUCGAGGAGAAGGGCCCGGAGUCUGCCCGGAUGCUCACCCUGACUCUACGAUGAGCCUGGGCCUCCCUGGCUGCCAGUCUCCUACAGCAUCCUUGGAAACCUUCCCAAAGAUAA